AUGGCACAGAUUGCAUACAACAACAAGCUAUCGGAAGCAACAGGCACGAUGCCGUUCUUUGCGAAUCACGGACGACAUCCAAAUCUCUUUACCAGAUCUCUUGACAGUAAUAUCCAAACGGAAUCAGCAAUAUCCUCAGUCGAGGCACUGAAGAAAGUACACCAA
Messenger RNA from Macroventuria anomochaeta, 165 nucleotides. RefSeq lists its product as uncharacterized. The record is from RefSeq and is a predicted model, not a curated record. The annotation marks the transcript as partial. Lineage: Eukaryota; Fungi; Ascomycota; Dothideomycetes; Pleosporales; Didymellaceae. The transcript has a single exon.